CUGAAUACAUGCCAUUGCUGUAGUGUGUUUUUAGAAAUCAUUCUGUCUUUCCAGAAUGGAUGUUUUAGCUGUUCCCCAAAAGAGAGAAGAAGGCUGGUACUUGGCACUUAUGGCACCAAACACAAAGGGACCAAAGUUUGCAUGGCUCGACCCAUCAAGACUCUAUUGCAACUCACAGGCACUGUCAGAUUGUGUGAAGGACCUUCUCAAACCAUUCCAGAAUGAGACCAUUGACCUGGUGGCUGGAAUAGAUGCCAUGGGCUUCAUCCUUGGGUCAGCAGUGGCCAUGACUUUAGGAAAAGGGUUUUUGGCCAUUCGAAAAGCAGGGCACUUAUGUGUUCAAACUCACACUCAGGAGUACAGUGACUACUCUGGACGGGAGAAACUCAUGGAAGUGCGUGUUGAUGUCUUAAAACCAGGUCUACGCGUACUUGUAGUAGACCAGUGGAUCGAAACUGGAGGAACAAUGAGAGCAGCUAUCAAACUGGUGGAGAAUCAGGGAGCUACUGUUGCAGGUAUUGCUGCUGUAGCCAUUGAGAACAGUGAGGGAGGGAAAUGGCUAAAGGAAAACUACAAGUAUUCCCACUGCAUUCCAAAUGAGCUGCAAACUCAGAUAGACAAUCAGUACCUGGAAUCUUUUAAGAACUUCAGUUGUUAAACUUGUUGAAAUAAUGAAGGGGUUAUUAAGGAAAGUGAAAUCCGUUUGCAAUAACAAUGUCUAAGAGGCUGUGACAUGCAUUUUUGAUAGAGUAUGACAUUGUGCGGAGAGGUAUGGAUCUUUGUUUUUUUAGGGUUAAAAUGAUUUGCCCCAUUACCCUUAACAUUGUGUCUUUAAAACUACCAAGGACUAAAUUUGGAAAAUUAGGCCAAAUCCUCACCAAAAACAGUGCAUAAAUUCAGUCAUCUUGGUCAAAUGUAGUCUUUGACUGUUGUGGUUGUUUAGCCACAAUUACCAGUAGAGGCCACUAUCACAUUGUAAAGUCAGAUUUCCAACUGUAUUACUAACAUGAAAAUGCUAAAUCAUAAUGAAUGCAAUAUACAUAAAAAAAAAAAAAAAAA
Messenger RNA from Myxocyprinus asiaticus (Chinese sucker), 1059 nucleotides. RefSeq lists its product as uncharacterized. The record is from RefSeq and is a predicted model, not a curated record. Lineage: Eukaryota; Metazoa; Chordata; Actinopteri; Cypriniformes; Catostomidae. The coding region runs from base 56 to 658 and encodes 200 amino acids. The transcript has 5 exons. Gene Ontology annotation, molecular function: adenine phosphoribosyltransferase activity.